AUGCGGCUCCUGAAUACACGUACCUACCAACUGCGCACCUUCGCCUCUCCAGAGAUCACGCCUAGAUACGCCAUCCUCUCUCAUUGCUGGACCGAGGAUGAAGUUGACUUCUCCGACAUUCAAGACCUCACGCGCGCCCGCUCUCACCGGGGGUGGGCCAAAGUGGAAGGUGCAUGUGCUGCCGCGCUCUCCCAGGGUUAUGACUGGGUUUGGCUCGACACAUGCUGCAUCGACAAGUCUAGCAGCGCGGAACUCUCUGAAGCAAUAAACUCUAUGUUUACUUGGUAUGGGCGCGCCGACAUAUGUCUGGUCUACCUCAGCGAUGUUGGCGACGAAGACCCACACCAACCGCAGUCAUCAUUCCGCCACAGCCGCUGGUUCACCCGUGGCUGGACGCUCCAGGAACUCAUAGCUCCCGGUCGCUCCGUUGUUUUCUUCUCCCACGAUUGGCGUCGCAUUGGGUCUACCCCCCAGCUCGCCCCACUCCUCGAGCAGAUCACCACUAUCGACGCUGCCGUCCUGCUCUCCGACGACCCCGCGCGCGCCAUCUCCCAGCUGAGCAUCGCGCGCCGCAUGUCCUGGGCCGCGGGACGGCAUACGACGCGCCCCGAAGACCGUGCAUACGCACUCAUGGGCAUGUUCGACGUGCACAUCCCUCUCAUCUACGGCGAGGGCAGCGAACGCGCGUUCCGCCGUCUCCAGCUCGAGAUCAUCAGCCACACCUUCGACCACAGCAUCUUCGCAUGG
Molecule: messenger RNA, 747 nt
Organism: Trametes versicolor FP-101664 SS1
Lineage: Eukaryota; Fungi; Basidiomycota; Agaricomycetes; Polyporales; Polyporaceae
Product: HET-domain-containing protein
Exons: 1
Source: RefSeq, a predicted model, not a curated record